This is a messenger RNA of Arabidopsis thaliana (thale cress), 2324 nucleotides long. It is a transcript of the gene ROPGEF10, whose product is annotated as ROP uanine nucleotide exchange factor 10. The coding region runs from base 325 to 1467 and encodes 380 amino acids. The transcript has 6 exons. The record is from RefSeq and is marked reviewed. Lineage: Eukaryota; Viridiplantae; Streptophyta; Magnoliopsida; Brassicales; Brassicaceae. Gene Ontology annotation, molecular function: guanyl-nucleotide exchange factor activity.
CUCCAGCCCUAGAAAACUACUUCAACAUUUCUCUGUUUCAUUCAUUUUGCACCAACUAAAAAACAAAAACAUAAAACAACUGGAAAGAAAAAAGUACAGAACAUAAAGUAGUUUUGUUUCAUUCGGUGGUGAAAGAACAGAGACAAGGGAGAGCUAAAGGACUAGUUGCUUGAUCUGUACGUCUCUUUUGCUUUCUUCUCUUCCAUUUUGUGGAUUUCAUUUGCUUUGUUUUCUUUUAUAUAAUACGAUCUGAGACAAGAAAAAAGAAGAGAGAAAUAUAAAAAAGUGUGUGGAGAGAUAUAAAUUGAGAGGAGUAAAUUGGGAAUGGUGCGGACAUUAGGACGUAAACUAAGCUGGCCAAGAUCUUUUAGUUUUAGAAAGAUGUUCGAUGGUCGGAACUCUGGACAUUCAUCUUUCUCUUCUCGUGGGGAUGGCAUGCAUACACCCGAGCACGAACUCGCCGGACAUGCUGCACCAUCCACUCGUAGAGGCAAGCAAAAUAGGAGAUCAGACAUGGAAGUGAUGAAGGAAAGAUUCGCAAAACUGCUUCUUGGAGAGGACAUGUCAGGCGGUGGGACAGGGGAGACCUCUGCGUUAGCUUUGUCAAACGCCAUCACCAAACUCGCUGAUUCGAUGUUUGGAGAGCAGAUGAAAUUGCAGCCUAUGUAUCCGGAGACAAAAGAGAAUUGGAGGAAAGAAAUGGGUUGGUUAUUAUCUGUGAUUGAUCACAUUGUCCAGUUUGUUCCUUCUAGACAAAUGGGUAAAAAUGGCCAAUUCACUGAGAUCAUGGUUACAAAACAAAGAGAUGAUUUGCUGACGAACAUUCCAGCUUUACGCAAACUUGACUCGGUUCUUCUCGAAACUUUGGACAACUUCAAGGAUCAGAAAGACUUUUGGUAUGUGCCAAGAGAUAUGGAGGAUGCAGAUCACAAUGGAGAUUGGAGGAGGGAUGAGAACUGGUGGUUACCAGUUGUUAAGGUUCCAACAGAUGGCUUGUCUGAGGAAUCACGUAGAUGGUUGCAGAAUCAGAAAGAUUCUGUGGCUCAAGUCCUUAAAGCCGCCACGGCCAUCAAUGCUCAUGUAUUGUCUGAAAUGCACGUUCCUGAAAACUACAUUGAUUCCCUUCCAAAGAAUGGGAAGACAAGCUUGGGAGAUUUUCUUUACAAGAGCAUAACAGAGGAGAGCUUUGAUCCUGACUACUUUGUCUCUUUCUUGGAUUUGUCAACGGAACACAAAGUACUUGAUCUAAAGAACAGGAUUGAAGCUUCCAUGGUGAUCUGGAAGAGGAAGAUGUGCCAGAAAGAGAAAGACGGGAAAUCUCAGUGGGGAUCCACUGUUAGCUUAGAGAAGAGGGAGCUUUUCGAAGUCCGAGCUGAGACCAUUUUGGUUAUGCUCAAACAACAAUUUCCUGGGAUCCCACAAUCCUCCCUUGAAGUCUCCAAGAUUAAAAACAACAAGGUAACAUAACAUAACAAAGACUAAACAAACAUCAACAAAAAUGUAGUGAGACUGAGUAAGAGUUUGUUGUGAUUUGAUCUUACAGGAUGUUGGACAGGCGAUUUUGGAGAGCUAUUCAAGGGUACUAGAGAGUCUUGCUUCAAAGAUAAUGUCAAGAAUAGAGGAUGUUCUUGAAGCCGAUCGGCUAGUUCAAAGACAGUUGAUGGGAGAGGCAGAGACAAGAUCAGAAAGCGAGGCAGAAUCAGAAUACGAGGAAACUGAAAAGGUGGUUGCAGCGGAAACACCAAACUCGAGGAAACUAUCAGACUUCAUAGGGUGGAGAUUGUCAUCUGAUACUAAGAAGCAUAGUUCAAUGAGUGAUAUAGAAUUCUUCCACAAAGUUGAGCAGGAGAAGGAGAAGCCCAUGAUGAAGUCUCCAAGAGCUCUACCGAAGAAAUUUUCAUAUCUAGCAAAGUUAGAGAACAUGAGAAGCCCUAGUGACAGACACUGAUAGUGAAAAGAGAAGGUAAUAGAACAGGGCAUAGAAGAAGAAAAACACAAAGAGAGUGAGAGAGAGAGAAUAGAAGAAGGUUAAAGUGUGUGAGAAUGUACAUAUAUAACAAUGCAGGCAUUGGUUUUAGGAUUUGGACAUGAGACUUGGUGUUUGAUCAUGAUUGUUGCUUGUUUUGACUAUUGCUUCCUGUUGUUUUUUCUAAGAAGGAAGUGUGAUUCAGUGUGUAACAAUAUUUUGGUAUUUUUGUUCUUUGGUGUUUUGUAUUGUAACGUCUAAUCUACAACAUUGUUUCCUAAUGGAUUUUGAAGCUCAUUGAUAAUGACUAGUAGUGUAGUAGUAUUGUAAUGAAACAUUAUUUGAUGACGACAUGUAA